Molecule: messenger RNA, 1609 nt
Organism: Poecilia latipinna (sailfin molly)
Lineage: Eukaryota; Metazoa; Chordata; Actinopteri; Cyprinodontiformes; Poeciliidae
Exons: 2
Coding region: 256-1086 (276 amino acids)
Molecular function (GO): GTP binding
Source: RefSeq, a predicted model, not a curated record
UGUGUGUGUGUAUGCGUCUGUGUGUGCCUCAGUGUGUGUGUCUAUGUGUGUGUGUUUUGCAGAGAUUUCUUCCCUACCUCAGGGAAUGUUUUUCAGGAAUGGAUCCAGCGUCUGCUCUGUUGCCUGCAGAUACAUUUUUUUCUGACGUUGAAUAGCUGAGAGGUGAUGUGUCGGGUCGGGUCAGGGAGGUAAACGGCCUAUUUAAAGGAGGAUCAGAAAUGAAAGCCAUCACAUCCAGACCGCCUGCCGCAGCAGAUGUCCAGGAUGAGCUACUUUGGAUGCAAGAAUCGGGAGCUGAGGGUCCUGGUGAUGGGGACAAACCGCGAGGCCACCAAAAGCCUCAUCAAAGAGAUCAAGCAUUACGCUGACAAAACACCACAGGAAUCCUCUAAUCGUUCAGCUGACUGCUGGGUCAACAUCUGUACAUCCAAAGACCAAAGUGUCUCUGUGACCAUCGACGGAUUACACAUGGAUCUCUUUAACAUCAGGACUUUGUGUGACUCAGACGAUAUUAGCAAGAUGACUGAAAGGGGCGAGAAGUACAUCUCGACGUCGGCCCGCCACGUCUUCCUGCUGGUGAUGACCCAAAACCCAUCAGAGGACGGAGGUAAAAAUCAGAGGCAGAAAGUGAUCGAUGAUGAGAAAAAGAUGGUGGAGGAGAUUAAAGAGACUUUUGGUGACGAGGCAUUGAAGUACAUGGUUGUUGUGUUCAAGAACGUUAAAUCUAAUGAUGGGAUGCUCAAAGAAAGUCUCCGAAAUAACGCUAAAGAACUCUGGGCGCUUAUAAAUCCGUGCCCCCUGGUGCCGUGCGAAAUAAAUAAAGAUGUCCCAGAAGAAAUCAAGAAAGUCAUCAAGGAAAUCAACGAGCGGCCUGGCGGUACCUGCUACACCCACAAGAUGCUGGAGGCUCACAGCAAGAAAGGAGGAUGUAAGUGGGAAAACUUUUCCCUGCCAACAAAAGUCUGUGUGCUGAUCCUGUGCUGCGUCGCGAUCGCAGUCGGAUACUUCCUGUUCUGCUGUGGGAAAGAGCUGAUAGAAACGGCUGCGUCUGCUGCCACUAAAGGCCUCAUGAACGUUUCAGAGUAACGUCAUGAAGCUUCAUCAGGUCCAAACGGUUCGACCGAAAAGCACAAACCGGUUCUGAUCCGAUGAGCUCCAAGCUCAGCCAGGCUGUCGCUUCUCAUUUAUCAUAUUAAUCAUAUUCUGUUUGCUUCAACCUUUAUUUGAUGUAUUUAAAGAUCAGAUGAUAAGAUUUUAUUCAUCCAGAACAUGUAAUCAUUUAGUUAACAGUUUAGCUGAAAUGUGAGAACUUCCUGUUAUUGUUAUUUCUGGUAAAAUGUUUCUCCUUCUGAACGUUAACGAGUUUUUAACAAGGCUCAGGUCCUGGAUGUCAGGUUUUACUCCUUCAUCUGAAUGUUUCUGUUCUGGUUCUAUAAACUGAUCUCAAAGGGAAACACGUCGAGUUUCCUGGAUAAAACGGUUUGAAAUGUUUGUAUGGUUGGGAGUUUUUGGGUUUUGCUCGGUACUGUAAAGAUUGUUCUGGUGGUUUCUGGACCCGGUUCUGCUCUGUAAACCAUCCUGUUGGAACCAAAUUAAAAACUUCGCAGCA